Aspergillus luchuensis is the source of this 1305-nucleotide messenger RNA. RefSeq names its product FAD-dependent oxidoreductase. Gene Ontology annotation, biological process: response to antibiotic. Gene Ontology annotation, molecular function: FAD binding; monooxygenase activity. Bases 1 to 1305 code for a protein of 434 amino acids. Lineage: Eukaryota; Fungi; Ascomycota; Eurotiomycetes; Eurotiales; Aspergillaceae. The record is from RefSeq and is a predicted model, not a curated record. The transcript has 3 exons.
AUGACUCCUCCUAAGAUUGCAAUCAUCGGCGCGGGCCCUGCCGGUCUUACUUUGGCCCGUUUGCUGCAACACAACGGCAUCCCCUGUAUCGUCUACGAGGCAGAGGAGAACCGCCAUGCUCGCACACAGGGUGGCUGUCUAGACAUCCACGAGGGGUCAGCACAAGUGGCUCUGCGGGAGUGUGGUCUUUUCGAAGAGUUCCUUGCAGUUGCCCGCACGGAGGGCGAGGUAUUGAAGAUCUACCAGCCCGACGGCGCACUGCUGCUCGACGAAGGUUCCGACUACGGCGAGAAGCGCCCAGACUCUUUCAACGGACGUCCAGAAGUGGACCGGGUGAAGCUGCGCAGCAUGCUCAUUGACUCCCUUGAAUGGGGCAGUCUCCGCUGGGGCCACAAACUCAAGAAGGUCACCACUGAAGCAACGGGCACCCGUCUGCAAUACGACCUGCACUUCCACGACCACACCGAGACCGGGUUUGACCUGGUGGUUGGCGCUGACGGGGCCUGGAGCAAGGUGCGCCACUUGCUCACGGACACCCGGCCCAUUUUCUCGGGCAUCUCUGGCGUCGACUUCAAGUACAGCGCCAUCGACGAAAAGGACGCGGCUCUGGCCCAGCGCGUCGGCAAGGGCAUGUGCCUGACUCUUGGCAGCCACACGACUGUACUGUCGCAGCGGAACGGCGAUGGCUGCGUCCGGACCUACGGGUUCAUGCGGCUGCCGGAGGAUUGGCACACGACGUGCGGCAUCGACUGGACCCAGCCGCAGCAGGCCAAGCGGGAGUUUGUCGAUCGCUACUAUGAAGGGUUCAACGAUGACUCCAAGAAUCUCAUGCUGGAAGCCGACGACGAUUUGGUGCCUCGCCCCAUGUACAUGCUUCCCAUUGGUCACAAGUGGCAGCACCGUGCAGGUCUGACUCUUAUUGGCGAUGCCGCCCACUUGAUGACACCAUUUGCGGGAGUUGGCGUGAAUGUGGGGAUGGAAGAUGCUCUAGAGCUGGCACGGGCCAUCAUCGCGCGCAAGAGCACUUGGGAAGAUGGCCAGCCCUUUGCGGGUGCGAAUAGUCUCUCCGCCGCAGUGGGGCAAUACGAACAGGCCAUGUUCCCUCGUGCUGAAGGCUACGCCCGUGAGACGUGGAUGUAUCUGAACCUGUUCUUCAACGAGCGGGGCGGUCAUGCCAUGUGCGAACACUUCGCCAAAGCGAAGGAGCAGGCUAAGGAGGCUGCAGUGGAGAAGAAGCCUGAAGAGGCGGAGAAGACUGGGGAGGUGAAGGAGACGGUGGUGGAGAAGGCUAUUGCUGUGGAGUAA